CUUCCUGAAUUCGGCGGGUUAAUCAGGAUCUUCACAAACAUGGUUUCCCCGGGGCCUGUGUUUGGGAUAGUGCUGCUCAUAAUCGCGCGAGUCAGCAGAAGUGCAGGUAUUGGUUUUCGCUUUGCUUCAUACAUCGAUAAUUACAUGGUGCUGCAGAAGGAGCCUUCAGGGGCUGUGAUCUGGGGCUUUGGUACACCUGGAGCCACAGUGACAGUGACCUUGUGCCAAGGUCAGGAAACCAUCAUGAAGAAAGUGACCAGUGUGAAAGAACCCUCCAACACCUGGAUGGUGGUACUGGACCCUAUGAAGCCUGGGGGACCUUUUGAAGUGAUGGCGCAACAGACUUUGGGGACAAUGAAUUUCACCCUGAGAGUCCAUGAUGUCUUAUUUGGAGAUGUCUGGCUUUGCAGUGGGCAGAGUAACAUGCAGAUGACUGUUUCACAGAUCUUUAACGCCUCAAAGGAGUUGUCCGACACUGCUGCCUACCAGUCUGUGCGCAUCUUCUCUGUCUCCCUCAUCCAAUCAGAGGAGGAGUUGGAUGACCUUACUGAGGUUGACCUGUCAUGGUCCAAGCCCACCGCAGGAAACUUGGGCCAUGGAAAUUUCACUUACAUGUCUGCGGUGUGCUGGCUCUUUGGGCGUUACCUGUAUGACACUCUGCAAUAUCCCAUUGGGUUGGUCUCCUCCAGUUGGGGUGGGACGUACAUUGAAGUCUGGUCAUCUAGAAGGACACUGAAAGCCUGUGGAGUCCCUAAUACAAGGGAUGAAAGAGUUGGUCAGCCCGAGAUAAAGCCCAUGAGGAAUGAAUGUAACAGUGAGGAGUCCUCAUGUCCUUUUAGGGUUGUCCCAUCUGUUCGUGUGACUGGACCGACAAGACACUCCGUCCUUUGGAACGCCAUGAUCCAUCCACUGCAAAACAUGACUUUGAAAGGGGUGGUGUGGUACCAGGGAGAGUCCAAUGCGGAUUAUAACAGGGACCUGUACACCUGCAUGUUUCCUGAACUCAUUGAAGACUGGCGCCAGACCUUCCACUACGGCUCCCAGGGUCAGACAGAUCGUUUCUUUCCAUUUGGGUUUGUCCAGCUGUCUUCAUACAUGUUAAAGAACUCAUCGGAUUAUGGAUUUCCAGAGAUCCGUUGGCAUCAAACUGCAGACUUUGGCCAUGUCCCCAACCCGAAGAUGCCUAAUACUUUUAUGGCUGUCGCUAUUGACCUCUGUGAUAGAGACUCACCCUUUGGAAGUAUCCACCCUCGAGACAAACAGACUGUGGCCUAUCGUCUGCACUUGGGUGCUCGAGCUGUGGCAUAUGGUGAGAAAAAUUUGACCUUUCAAGGACCACUACCUAAGAAGAUAGAACUCUUGGCUUCCAAUGGCCUGCUCAACCUCACAUAUGACCAGGAAAUCCAGGUGCAAAUGCAAGAUAACAAAACAUUUGAGAUCUCCUGUUGUAGUGACCGUCAUUGCAAAUGGCUUCCAGCUCCUGUUAACACUUUCUCCACCCAGACUCUGAUUUUGGAUCUCAAUGCUUGUCUUGGCACAGUGGUUGCUGUUCGCUAUGCCUGGACCACAUGGCCUUGUGAAUAUAAGCAAUGUGCUGUUUACCACACCAGCAGUAUGUUGCCAGCUCCUCCCUUCAUUGCUCAAAUUUCACACAGGGGUAUCUAAGGACAUUUGGAGUAGUGCUCGCUCUUCUAUACAAGGGCAAAUCCUUUAGUUUGGGUAUGCAGGACUUUAAAAGAUGACUGCUGUUUUUAGGGCAAUGGGAUAAACCCCUCAUUGAAUAGCUCCCAGCUAGCAUAUGGCCCCUCCAGUAUUCUGACAUAAGCACAGGCUAGCAGAUACUUGAAAUGCUCAUCUCUGUCCUCUAGUUAACCUAAGCCUCUGUGCUGGUCUAAUUCUCAACUAUAUCACUGGGCCUUACUAGCAUUCACUUCCUUGGUAUUAGUGGGAGUAAUAUGCCCUAUUCGUGCCCUUCUUCACUACUCUCGGACUGUGGACUCUCGGACCAGCAAGGGACUUUAAAGGCUGUGGAGGCUGGUGCUUUGUGUGUUCUUUACAACCCCCUGAAAACGGCUAUGCAAGUUUCCAUGUGUUUCCUUCUGUAAAACAAUGCUCUUGUCAAACCUUACUACCCCAUGACAGGCCUUUCAGGUCGCCUCUGACAGAUCAUGUGUUUUUAUCACUAGGCUCUCCAAAGCUGUUGUCAGCCUAACUCAUACUCUAAAGGGAAUCUGUGCAUAUUGCCAUGUGCUAAGGAGUGGCCUUAAGGAAGAAAGAGGGCCCACUGCAGGUUCUCAGGCAGAGGGUGGGGAAAUCACAGGCACAGGGACACGCGGAAGUAGAUGUGCUUGGGGCAAAUAGCUCUUUAAAUGUAAGUCUUAGGUCCCUGAGGUAAAAGUUCAACUAAGCCUAAGCCUAAUUCCCACGGAAGGAAGAAGUUAGGCUGAAAGUUACAGAACAUGCUUAUAGACCUACAGGUGAUUUUGUAGUUUACCAUUUGGUUAAAGACAGCUGCUAGCUGUGAAAAGUGCACCUCUUAGAAACUGGAAAUAAGUCCAGCACGGUAGCAUACACUAAUCCCAGCACUCAGGAGGGCAGAGGUGAGCUGUUCUACAGAAUGAGCUCUAGGAUAGCAAGUUACCUAGAGAAACACAGUCUUGAUCCUUCCUGCCCCACAAAGAAGAAAAAAAAAAAAUUAGCGAUGCAUCCAUUUGCCUUACACUGUGCCCUUGAAGCAUGGGAGAGGAGUGUAACUGUCACCUGUGCACAGCUCUUUUGUUCUUUGAUGUGAGAAAGUGGGAACUGAAGCAAUGAGGACUUCCCACCAUUCUCUGGGGGCUCUGGAGCCAUUAGAAACAGCAAGAGAGAUGUGUCAGGAGUUUACCUGGUUAAACACAAAGAAAACACCAAAACCUAUACAUUCUGCAGAGGCCUUUGACCUCUGAGGUGUUCUAGCCUGCAUUUAUCUUCUAAUGCUCUCUCUGCAUCUGGCCCCCUGAGAACACAAACCUAGGAACCACCAGCUCCUGAGAAAAAGUAAAAUCUACCUGCCUGUCCUGCCAACCCGUGUUAGUCACGAUGACCAAGUAGUGAAGAACCCCAAGCCCAAGGUCCUUAACAACUCACAAGUGAUAAAUCUUCUGGAUUGUACAUCAGCGCACCACAUCCAAUAACUGGUACAUACAGCAUAUACUCUGCCACAUUAGUACAUGUGUUAAUGAAGUCGUGGAUGAGCCAAACUUUUAGUAGUUGAAUAGUUUAAAACAUUGUGUGGGGAUUGUGCACUUCUCUAAAUGGAGAGAGUUUUAACUGAAGGAGAAACAGUGCCCUGCUGAACAUUGGCCCGGCUUGUUUUGUUUCCUAUAGCAUAUGUAAAUAAUAUACAUCCUAUACUUGAAA
Mus musculus (house mouse) is the source of this 3399-nucleotide messenger RNA. RefSeq names its product sialic acid acetylesterase (gene Siae). NCBI's taxonomy places the organism in Eukaryota, Metazoa, Chordata, Mammalia, Rodentia, Muridae. Gene Ontology annotation, biological process: carbohydrate metabolic process; regulation of immune system process. The record is from RefSeq and is marked validated. Gene Ontology annotation, molecular function: sialate 9-O-acetylesterase activity; sialate O-acetylesterase activity. Gene Ontology annotation, cellular component: lysosome; cytoplasm. The transcript is spliced from 10 exons. The coding region runs from base 40 to 1665 and encodes 541 amino acids.